Messenger RNA from Alternaria metachromatica, 504 nucleotides. RefSeq lists its product as uncharacterized. NCBI's taxonomy places the organism in Eukaryota, Fungi, Ascomycota, Dothideomycetes, Pleosporales, Pleosporaceae. The transcript has 2 exons. The coding region runs from base 1 to 504 and encodes 167 amino acids. The record is from RefSeq and is a predicted model, not a curated record.
AUGGGGGUUAACAAGCUUCCUAAGCAGAUUCUCUCCCUGCACGAGUCCAAGAGCGAAGGGAAAAUCAUCAUCACUGAUGAAUUUCUCCAGACUCUGGAAGUUGUGUCCAACGCCUUACGAGCAACGGGCAUCGAAUUCCUCGAAUUCAACGGCCACAUGAGCUUGAAGGAGAGGGACGCUAUGCGCGAGCGAUUCAACGACCCUAAAGACAAAGUUAGGGUUAUGCUGGCGACCAUUCAGUGCUUUGGUUUGGGCCUGACCCUGGUAGAGGCUACAAAUAUGUUCAUCCUGACCCCAAGGUGGAACCCUGCCAUCAAUGCCCAGGCCGCCUCGAGGAUCAACCGGAUAGGUCAGAACCGUCAGGUAACUAUCUGGACGUUUUAUGCACACAACUCAAUUGAGCGCUACAUCGACAGAGAACGAGAGAGGAAGAAGAAGAAGAAGAAGGCUGUUCUGACCUUGGAUCAGAAGGGGGUGAGUGAGCGGUUGAGGAAGAGAGUUUGA